Molecule: messenger RNA, 4262 nt
Organism: Zalophus californianus (California sea lion)
Lineage: Eukaryota; Metazoa; Chordata; Mammalia; Carnivora; Otariidae
Gene: FOXF1
Product: forkhead box F1
Exons: 2
Coding region: 747-2036 (429 amino acids)
Biological process (GO): animal organ morphogenesis; regulation of transcription by RNA polymerase II
Cellular component (GO): nucleus
Molecular function (GO): DNA-binding transcription factor activity, RNA polymerase II-specific; RNA polymerase II cis-regulatory region sequence-specific DNA binding
Source: RefSeq, a predicted model, not a curated record
CGUACGCCCGCUGGCCGCGGGGACCCGUGGCCGAACCGGCUGUGCCCGCCGUGGCCACAGCCCGGUGUCCGCUGCCGCCGCUGCAGUUGCGAUCCGCCACCGGGCUGUGCGCGUCGGAAAAGGCCCCGGGUGCCCGCGGCUCCGGGCGGGGAAGGAGGGGGGCCUGCGCAGAGCGGGGCCGAACCGCGGGCGGAGGGCGCAUUAACACUUGCUCGCCAGGUUGGUGGAGGCGGGGCGGUUUUGCAGGCGGCCGCCGGGCGGCGAGGGUGGGGGCCCUUUAAAGCGCCCACCAACGCGGGGCCGGAGGGGGGCAGGGAGGGGAGGGAACUCCUGGAGGGUCUUAGGCCGGCCCGCGAGACGCCGCAGAGAGAAGAUGCAGUGAGGUCGGCCUGGCUGGAGUCGUGGAGCCGAACGCCACGGGUGGCGGGGGCCAAGUGCUGCUCCCCGCGGGGGCGCACGGCCGCAGGCCCCGGAGGUGGUGCCUUCCCCAAAAAACCGGCGAGGGGGGGCUUCCUCGCGGCCUCUGCCGGGGCUGCAAAGAGGCUGCCCUCAGCCUCCGCUCGGCUCCUUCCCUAGUGGGAGGGCGAGAGGGAAAGAGGGAGGAGAGAGAGGUGGGGGAGGAGGGAGCUGGGGAGAGGGGGGCUCCGCGCCAACCGCCGGCGGAUCCAGCAGCUCCUCGGGGAGGACAGGCGGGCGGGCGGGCGGGGGAGGGCGCGCCGAGGCCCGCUCCGGAGAAGUGGCCGCGGAUGACGGCAGAGGUGCAGCCAGCCCCGCGCGCGCAGCCCCCUCCCCCUCGCCCUCCUGCCCCCCCUCCUCUUCCUCCUCCUCCUCCUCCUCCCGGCUCGUCGGCGGCGCAGAGCAGCGGCGGCAGCGGCGGCGGCAGCAGCCACCCGAUGUCUUCGGCGCCCGAGAAGCAGCAGCCACCGCACGGCGGCGGCGGCGGCGGCGGCGGCGGGGGAGGCGGCGCGGCCAUGGACCCCGCGUCGUCCGGCCCGUCCAAGGCCAAGAAGACCAACGCCGGCAUCCGGCGCCCCGAGAAGCCGCCCUACUCGUACAUCGCGCUCAUCGUCAUGGCCAUCCAGAGCUCGCCCACCAAGCGCCUGACGCUCAGCGAGAUCUACCAGUUCCUGCAGAGCCGCUUCCCUUUCUUCCGCGGCUCCUACCAGGGCUGGAAGAACUCCGUGCGCCACAACCUCUCACUCAACGAGUGCUUCAUCAAGCUGCCCAAGGGCCUCGGGCGGCCUGGCAAGGGCCACUACUGGACCAUCGACCCGGCCAGCGAGUUCAUGUUCGAGGAGGGCUCUUUUCGGCGGCGGCCGCGCGGCUUCCGAAGGAAAUGCCAGGCGCUCAAGCCCAUGUACAGCAUGAUGAACGGGCUCGGCUUCAACCACCUCCCGGACACCUACGGCUUCCAGAGCUCCGCCGGCGGCCUCUCGUGCCCGCCCAACAGCCUGGCGCUGGAGGGUGGCCUGGGCAUGAUGAACGGCCACUUGCCGGGCAACGUGGACGGCAUGGCUUUGCCCAGUCACUCGGUGCCACACCUGCCCACCAACGGUGGCCACUCGUACAUGGGCAGCUGUGGCGGUGCUGCGGCCGGUGAGUACCCGCACCACGACAGCUCGGUGCCUGCCUCCCCGCUGCUGCCUGCGGCCGCCAGUGGGGUCAUGGAGCCGCACGCAGUCUACUCGGGCUCCACGGCCGCCUGGCCGCCCUCGGCCUCCGCAGCCCUCAACAGCGGCGCCUCCUACAUCAAGCAGCAGCCCCUGUCCCCCUGCAACCCCGCGGCCAACCCCCUGUCUGGCAGUCUCUCCACACACUCCCUGGACCAGCCGUAUCUACACCAGAACAGUCACAACGCCCCAGCGGAGUUGCAAGGCAUCCCGAGGUAUCACUCCCAGUCCCCCGGCAUGUGUGACCGCAAGGAGUUCGUCUUCUCCUUCAACACCAUGGCGUCCUCGUCCAUGCACUCGGCCGGCAGUGGCUCCUACUACCACCAGCAGGUCACCUACCAAGAUAUCAAGCCCUGCGUGAUGUGAGGCCGCCGCUGGCGGGACCCUCCAGGCACGGGCGGCCUGGCGCAGGGACCCGGAACCCAUCGCAAGAAACUGCUUUAUUCUUGAGGUAUAACCGUAGGCAGAAGACAAGGGUUUGACCCCUACCCACCCGGAUUAUUUGGAAAGGAAUCCCCAAGGCCAAGACCCAGCAUGGUGGUCAGAAUCUCCUCCCCCACUCCUUCAAAAAAUUAACAAAUGGUGGCUGUGGGGCCUGGUCUGACUGCAGCUGUUGGUAAAUAAAGUAUCUAUUUUUGAUCCAGUUGAAGCCCGCUGAGAAGGUGCUGUAUUGGCAGAAACCUCAACAUCUAAACAAGAAUUCUGCUGAGGCCUCUCCCCACCUUCCCUCCAAUGGCAAAAGUGGGGGAAGGUUUUCAGAAGAAAGGCAAACAUGUGAGACCAUCAUUAUCAAAUACUUUUAUUUUUUGGUUGAGUAUUUAUCUUUUAAUUUUUAAUUUUUUUUUUUUUUUUUUGGAAAGAAUGUCUUGGAAUGCGCAAGUCUCCUCUUAGAGCCGUGUUUUGCAGGGAAGGGGGGGGCAAGAAAUCACGUCUCCCUCCCCAUCUCAGAAGCCCUCCAGCAACCACAGGUGGAUCUUUGUGCGGACUUGCGUUUCUGAAGCCACUGUUCGUCUUACAAAAGGAAACCAGAAGGAGCCCAGAAGCAGGGGCUCCCGGGGCCUCUGCCCUCCCCUCAGCCCUCCUCUGCCUUCUCUACAGUCCUUUUGGUUUGUUUCCAGUUGCAUUUUGACUUUUUUGGCGGGUGUUUUUCUCACAAGACCCGACUGUCUCCCGAUCUCUACUGUAAAAAACGUGCUGGUGUGAGAGCAAGGGGGUCACAGCGCGGCGCGGGGACAGGGAAGGCCGGUGAGCGCGCGAAUUCAGGAUUGCGGCGACGCAGAAAGGUUAAGGCACUUUUUUAAACUAUAGCAAGGCUCAUCCUGUUAUUUAUUCUACUUUCUUUCCCUAAUAAUCGAAACACCGCAUAGGCUCCUCCGUUUAUCAGUAUUAAUGGUGUAACUUUGUUGGCAAUAUUUGCCGCGUAGAAUUUUUUUUUAGAGAUCCAUUGUAAAUUUGAAACAAAGUCCGAUCUGUGUAAAAACAAAUUUCCAUAUGUUUAUAUAAAUAUAUAUAUAAAAUGAAGGACUACCCCCUUUUUUUAGUAUUUGGCUGCUGGGGUGCAGCGUUUGUGACACGUAUUUUAAAUUUCCUUCUGCACUGUAUAAAAUGACAAUUUGAGGAUGUUUUGCCUUUUGUGUAUUUUUUCCUAAAAAAAGAACAAAAAUAAAAAUGUAUAACAUUUGUACAUUGCCGUUAACAUUGUAUCAACUAGAAAUAAAAUCACAUGAGUAUUUUAUUGGGAUUGGGAUUGCAGAAUAUCUUCCAAACCCCAAAAUAUACACAGAAGCCAGUUUGGGAUCUCUCUAGACUUGUUUGUUGUAUAUGUAAAAUACGGGUGAUGCUGAAUACUUUCUUCUUUUUCUCUUCUCUCCCCCCCCUCCUCCUCCUUCACUUCCCACCGAAGUGAAAUCUGGACAUGAGUAACUAUUUUUCUUGGCUUCUGUUUUUUAAGAAGAGCCCUCUGCCCCCCUAAGUGUCAUUUCUUGUUUUAAAGAUAUAAUCAGAUGUUGAAAGAAAAACCGUGCUCCUCCUUUCCCCAGGGAAAACCAUAUAGAUAUAAGUAUAUAUGUGAUUUUUUUUUUAACUUUUAACUUUUUUUUUUUUUUUUUUUUGCCACCAAUCAGUUUUACUUGGAGUUUCAGGCUUAAUGUUACCAUAUCCUAGCUGCUAUAAAUUAUGAAAGAACUUAAAUUUUUUUGUACAGUUUUUGUCUUUUUGUUUUUGGAGGGUUUUUUGGUUUUGGUGCUCUACACUUGGUUUUCCCCAACUGAGAAGUGAGUGAAAUUUAAGCAAGAAAAGGACCAUUGGUGGGAGAGCAAGGUGACAAAAACAUUUCCAUUCAGUAACAUCUUCCCCAAAGUCAUUGUGGGGGGAAAACACUGUUUAAAACCUGUGUCUCCAGCCGACCACCCUCUUUCUAUUCCAAUUCCCGCUUACCUAAGAAAACAAACAGUUAGAUCACAUUGUCCGUGCGGCCAUUCAGGACCCACCGCAGUUUCUGCCCGUCGUGGGGUCGCAAGCCUCUGAACCUGGUUCUUCUCAAAUUUGACAUUUUGGACUUGAGAGUAAUUUCUCCAGUGCUCUGUUACAUCA